UGAGACGCCGUCGUUAACUUCUCCUUCUUCAUCCAUCGACUUUUUUUCUUCUUCGCAGAGACUCCCAAAUAAUUAUGCCCUAACUUACAGUUGCAAUGGAGAGUCCUCAUUUAAGUGGUGAAGAAAAUGUUCCUGCUAGUCAUGAUGAAUCUAGUUUGCAAGUCUCAGGUGGAACCAGUUUGUUAAGUCAGAAUUCAGAUGAGUUUUUAGCCGAGGAAAAAGAUGCUCCAGUCAGCGAUGGCGAUGCUUCAGUAAGCGAUGGCGAUGCUUCUGUCGAAGAUUUUGGUGAAAAAGACGACAUAAGCAACUAUGAGGAUUGUCUUCAGAUUGAAGAUGUUGAUGCUUUAGAGGCAAAAAAUGAAAAUCAGAAUAACCAUGAACUCUGUAUUGGAAUGGAUUUUAGUUCUGAUGAGUCCGCAUAUAAAGCUUAUAGAAAAUAUGGAAGCAGUCAUGGUUUUGACGUAAGGAGACAGCGGACUGCGAAAAAAAACAAUAAGCUAGUAAGGAUGGUUUAUGUAUGCUCAAAAGAGGGGUUUAGACAAGAACCAAAGGUCAAUAUAUCAUAUUCACGACCAACCACAAGGUGUGGUUGUAAAGCUCGCAUGUCUUGCUAUCUUCAGAGUAAUGGAAGAUAUAAGAUUGUGACUUUUGAGCCGAACCAUAACCAUGAUUUAGUGAGAACACCUAUGAAGCAUUUGCUGAAGAGUAACCGAGCAAUCUCUAUCUCUCAGAAACAACAUGCUGAUGAUGCUGAUAUGUCUGGAAUUUCAGCAAAAGCAACCGUUGAAAUGAUGAGUAGAGAAGUUGGGGGGCAAGCAAAUCUGGGUUUUAUGCAUAAAGACCUGAAAAACUACAUAUAUCGUAAGCGAAUGGCAGCAAUGGAAAAGGGAGAUGCUGGAGCUGUUUUGGAGUACUUUCAAAAAAAGAAAGAGGAAAAUGCAUCUUUUUUUUACUCAAUGCAACUCGAUGAGGACGAUAUGAUCACUAAUAUCUUUUGGGCAGAUGAUCGGUCAAUUAGUGAUUACAAUCUUUUUGGAGAUGUUGUUUGCUUUGAUUCAACUUACAAGACCAACGAAUAUGACAGACCCUUUGCUCCAUUUGUCGGCGUCAAUCAUCAUAAGCAAACUAUUGACACCAGUCUUCCUCCUGAUACACAGUUAUCUGUUGUUUCUGCCACUAGUCUGAUCUCAUACAAUGAACCUUCUUUCUCACAACUGCUCGAGGAAUUUGACAAGAAUCGUGAUGGAUCAUCGUAA
This is a messenger RNA of Raphanus sativus (radish), 1256 nucleotides long. RefSeq names its product protein FAR1-RELATED SEQUENCE 5-like. The record is from RefSeq and is a predicted model, not a curated record. NCBI's taxonomy places the organism in Eukaryota, Viridiplantae, Streptophyta, Magnoliopsida, Brassicales, Brassicaceae. Bases 96 to 1256 code for a protein of 386 amino acids. The transcript is spliced from 4 exons.